Aplysia californica (California sea hare) is the source of this 1092-nucleotide messenger RNA. RefSeq lists its product as uncharacterized. Lineage: Eukaryota; Metazoa; Mollusca; Gastropoda; Aplysiida; Aplysiidae. The record is from RefSeq and is a predicted model, not a curated record. Bases 1 to 1092 code for a protein of 363 amino acids. The transcript has a single exon.
AUGAGAGGCCUGAAGCGUCCAGCUGCCCCCGUCGUCAAAUAUUACCUGGGACCAAUUAGAGAGAAACAAGUAAAUGCGUUUGUAAAAAAAGCAAGAGCAAAAAGUGCACCUGGAGGAGAUGGCGUGUCUUAUAAGGUGUUCAAGUAUUGCGACACGCUGAGACACACCCUCUUUGAGAUGCUAAGAGGCCUUUGGAAAGACAAGGAAAUCGUCAAAGAUUGGUGCAGAGUGGAGGGCGUGUAUCUACCCAAAGAACAGAAUGCAAAGGAGAUAGGACAGUUCAGACCUAUUUCAAUCAUCAACGUGACGUGCAAGAUCUUUAUGGGAAUACUUGCAAAGAGGACUGUAGCAUAUUUGCAAAGUAACGGCUAUGUGGAUGAAACGGUUCAGAAAGCCGGGGUACCAGGGAUCCCAGGCUGCAUCGAGCAUGCUUUCACCAUUUGGGACACAAUUCAAGAGGCCAAGAAAAACAAGGAAAGUUUAAACGUAGUGUGGUUGGAUCUGGCGAAUGCCUACGGGUCUGUUCCCCAUAAAUUGCUGAUGAAGGCAAUGGAUUUUUUCUACGUCCCGCAAGAGGUGCAAAACAUCAUGAGAGAAUACUAUAGUAACUUCCAGAUGCGAUUCUCAACCGCAAAUUUCACAACGGAAUGGCACCGACUAGAGAUUGGGAUUGCAGCUGGCUGCUCUGUAUCGGUCAUCUGGUUCAUCCUGGUAAUGGAGAUGCUACUGAGAUCUGCAGAAUGCUGGGAAGAAGAAGCAAAGGUGAGAUCACCAAAGAAAGCCUUUAUGGAUGAUGUGACCCUACUGACAAGAGAUGGAGACAGAAUGCAAAGUGUGUUGAAUCGGCUCGAUAAGCUUAUCACCUGGGCCAGGAUGAAGUUUAAAGCUAAAAAGUCUAGAAGCCUGACUAUUCACAAAGGAAAACAGAAGCAACUGAAGUUCACAAUUGCAGGGGAGCAAAUGCCCACAGUAAAAGAACAACCUGUGAAAAGUUUGGGUCGGUGGUACUCAGGAACUCUGUCUGAUAGGAGUCAAGGCGUGGAAAUCAUGAAGCAGGCUGAAAAUGGGCUGAAAGCUUCCAGGAAAGCAUAA